Chaetomium fimeti is the source of this 1685-nucleotide messenger RNA. RefSeq lists its product as uncharacterized. The transcript has a single exon. Gene Ontology annotation, molecular function: RNA polymerase II cis-regulatory region sequence-specific DNA binding. The record is from RefSeq and is a predicted model, not a curated record. Bases 122 to 1363 code for a protein of 413 amino acids. NCBI's taxonomy places the organism in Eukaryota, Fungi, Ascomycota, Sordariomycetes, Sordariales, Chaetomiaceae. Gene Ontology annotation, cellular component: nucleus; cytoplasm.
GUUGGCAUAUCUCUUCCCCCCGCCGGCUGCGUACUUUGUGUGUGCAGCUUGACCGGGAGAGCACCGGGAUAGGACGAGGAAAACCCGGGUGUUCAGAGACUCCGCUUGGGAGGGUGGACAUAUGCAACGGGCAAAGUCUGCAGUGGACUUCUCCAGCCUGCUGAACCCAGAGGUUUCGGCGGAGAGGGACCAGAUUCCGGCCCAGCAACAGCAGCAAGUGCAAAUACAACAGCAAGCCGAAGCAGAGAUGGCGGCCGUUGGCCUCAUCCGUCCCAAUGGACCCCUGCCGGUGGGUGCAGCGCCCGCUGAGCAGCCCACCGAGCUCCCGCGUCCCUACAAAUGCACCAUGUGCGACAAGGCCUUCCACCGGCUGGAGCACCAGACCAGGCAUAUCCGCACCCACACUGGAGAGAAGCCGCACGCCUGCCACUUCCCUGGCUGCAGCAAGCGGUUUUCGCGGUCUGACGAACUCACCCGGCACUCGAGGAUACACAACAACCUGAACUCGCGGAGGGGGAAACCGGGCCACCACCAACACGCCGCCAUGAUCCAGAGGAUGCAGCCCGAUAUCAUGGCGCCGCCUCCGGGACCCAAGAUGAUCCGUUCGGCCCCGCCCACGGCCUUGUCGUCGCCGAAUGUGUCGCCUCCCCACUACAGCUCCUACAGCAUGAACCUUCCCACGCCGCCGGCCCUCAGCCCGUACAGCCGCGGUGCGUUGAGCAGCCAGGGCGGUCCGGACAUGGCCAUGUUGGCGGGCCGGCUUGAGCGGGACAACGCCCCGAGCCAACAUCACUACCCGCCCUCUAGACAGCACCCGUACUACGGCGGUGCCUUGCACUCGGCGCGGAACCCGUUGCCUGGUCUUGGUGCUUACCACAUGGCGCGCCCGCACUCGCACGACGAGCACGAUGACCACUACGCGCAUGCGUACAGGCAGUCGAAGCGGUCGAGGCCCAACUCGCCCAACUCGACGGCUCCCUCGUCCCCCACGUUUUCCCACAAUUCACUGUCUCCGACACCGGACCACACCCCACUCGCCACGCCUGCCCAUUCGCCCCGCCUCAGGCCCUACAGCGGUGUCGAGCUGCCCCCGUUCCGCAACUUGAGCCUUCACCACACCCCCGCGCUAGCCCCGCUAGAGCCUGCGCCCGAGGGCCUUGCCCCGCCUCUGCUGCCCACGCCCAGGAAUAACGGCAUGUCGUUAAGCGACAUCAUGAGCAGGCCCGACGGCUCCCAGCGGAAACUGCCCGUGCCCAAGGUGACCGUCCAUGACCUGCUGAGCCCCGCCGACGGAUUCUCCACGAGCGGCAGGAGUUCAUCGUCCAACAGCAUUUCGGGCGUGGAACUGUACGAGAGGUUGUAAUGGCGAACGAGGAGUACCGUGGCGUCCGCCUUCGACUCGCGAUAAUCGGCAGCCUCCGACGACAUGACUGAUGACGAAACUCCGGGCACAUCUAUAGAGGAUAUAUAACCAACCACUUGGGAGUUUGGCUCUUUUUUUUUCUUUCUGACUUGGGGUUUUUCUGGUUGCAAAUGGCACUCGACUCUUUUAAUAUUGGUUUGGAACUAGUGGGUUUUUACACGGCAAAGCGGGUGCGGGUUUCUUGGGUUCGGGCAGGAUAGACAUCACCACUUCAACACUUCUCCUUUGGACGGAUAGAUUUGGCUUCCUACUUCCUCCAAUG